AUGAAAUCUGUUCCAUACGUAUGUUAUGGCAAUUGUUUGUACAUUGAGUCAAAAAUAGCUAAUGUCACAGGUAUUUCAGGAGUUAAUAGUAAAGGUUCAGUAGAAUAUAAGUCUUUCUGUUAUGAAGUAAAUUCAAUGUUCAUUCCAAACGUUCCUGUCAUAGCAACUCAUUUAGGUAAAUGGGUUCGCAUAAGUCCUCAUAAUUUGAAAGACAUGCAAUUCAGACUUGUUGACUUUCAAGGAGAGCCUGUAGAACUGAAGGCACCAGUGCGAAUGACUGUUGAAGUUGACUUUUUAGAAAAUAUUAAAUGCAACAGCUUACAAGAGAACUCAGAGCUAAAAAUAUAA
Molecule: messenger RNA, 348 nt
Organism: Trichomonas vaginalis G3
Lineage: Eukaryota; Parabasalia; Trichomonadida; Trichomonadidae
Exons: 1
Coding region: 1-348 (115 amino acids)
Source: RefSeq, a predicted model, not a curated record